UUUGUGUUACUAUGACAUUUAACGUUUGCAUUUAAUAUGUUAGAAAUCUCAAUCAGGAAAGCUAUUAAUAGAUUGACAAACAAGCUUGCGAGCAAUGUGAACUUCACUCGUUUAGAAUGUGAAGCUUUGUUAGAUAUGUUCGUUAAAUUUGACAGCAAAAAGCCUUUCGGAAAGUUAGAUCGGAUGAAGUUCAGGGAAAUACUGCAUCAUACAUUUAAAAUGACAGACGACGUCAUGAUUGAUAGAAUCUUCCGUGUUUUUGACGGGGAUUUCGAUGGUGGUGUCAAUGCUCAAGAAUGGGUGAUGGGAUUAUCAAUAUUCCUACGAGGUACUUUAGAAGAGAAAAUAAAAUUUGCAUUCGAUGUUUAUGAUCUCAACAGUGAUGGAAGAAUAACCAGAGAGGAAAUGUUUCAGCUAUUAAAGUAUUCUCUUGUCAAACAACCAACAGAUGAGGAUCCUGAUGAAGGAAUUAGAGAAUUAGUUGAAAUGGCAUUUAAACGAUUGGAUAUGGAUCAUGAUGGAAGAUUGAAUUACACUGAUUUUCAACAAGCUGUUGAAGAUAAUGCUUUAUUGUUAGAAAUUUUAGGACAGUGUUUCCCUAAUGAAGAGGUGAGUGUCAAAACGAUUAAAAAGGUACUAUAAUUCUGAUAAAACACUGGAAAGACAAAGCAUAUCAGAUAGAUUAAUCACGUUUGACAAGAAUUAAUACAGUAAUCUGAUUGCCAAGUUACCUCAUCAAAACUGCACCAGGCCACUGAAACAUGGUCUCGAAGUUUUAUAUCACAGAUUGAUUUCGGUUAGAAAGUCGUUAAAAAUCAGGAAGUACUCGACGCCAUUAGGGAUCUUUAAGAAAGAAUCCCUGUCUGGUGAUUUCUGUUUUCCAAUGGAUGUCUAACCUAAUUCGAUCCAUGGCACAGAACUUCAAAUUUAACGAUUAUCACAACACUAUAAUAAAAAUAAUGAUUUCUC
Schistosoma spindalis is the source of this 969-nucleotide messenger RNA. Lineage: Eukaryota; Metazoa; Platyhelminthes; Trematoda; Strigeidida; Schistosomatidae. The record is from the annotation of a GenBank genome assembly.